Molecule: messenger RNA, 933 nt
Organism: Dentiscutata erythropus
Lineage: Eukaryota; Fungi; Glomeromycota; Glomeromycetes; Diversisporales; Gigasporaceae
Source: the annotation of a GenBank genome assembly
AUGGAUUUUACUCAAGCUUCGCAGCUUCCAACCCAAGACGAAAUAAGCCAACUACAAGAUGCGUCGCUUGUGACAAAUACUGAAAGAAAUAUGUCAAAGUGGAUUAGAACUUUAAAUCGGUUCAACAAAUGUUGUGAUUUAAAAAAAGGCCAUUGGUUUAAAAGCAAUCGUAUGCGUUACGGUAAGCUUCGAAAAAUGAUGAAUGAUAUUGCAACAAGUACUGAUAUCAAUCUUGAUAAUGGUAGAUUGAUUACUAAUCACUCUUGUUGUCAUACUGCAAUUCAACUUUUAAAGAAUAAUAGUGUUCCUGAAUCCGAGCUUCAAGCAUUUUCCGGACAUCGUUCUUGUGAAAGUUUGGCAGAUUACUGCCAAACUAGUGAUGAUCAACGUAUAAUGAAUACCGCAAUGCUAAUUCCUUUUUCAUCGCAAGAUCUUGAUUUGGAUGAAUAUGAAUAUGACAAUUUUUAUGGAGGAUUUCCGGAUGAAGAACUGGAUUCUGAUAAUGGGCCUUAUGAUAAAAAUAAUGAUUCGGUUCAAUCAAUUUCUACAAUUCAAGAAAAUCAAGCACAAAAUUUGACCGAAGCUCAAUUAUCAGCCACAGACUCUCAAUAUUCAAACAUAACCAAAGAAAUUCCAUCAUCAACUCAAUCUCAAAGUGAUACUAUCAUACAUUCUGAUUUCAUGGCAAAGGAAAUUAAAAAGUCAAGCCAAGUUUUAAGAAUACCUAAGAUAAAACCACACACAAAAAGUAGCUCAUACCCGACUUCAUCUGUAACUACACCCUUCAAGCCACCAUAUCCGCAUAAUUCACCAAUGCUUGAAUUGUAUGGAAAACGUAGAAAGCCAUUAUCUAGUGUCAAUAACAUUGUUAUUCAACUUCCUCCGGGUACUUCACAAAGUUAUAACCUAAAUAUAAACUUGAAAAUAAAUUAG